AAAAAAAAAAACAAAAGAAGUUUAAACUUAUUGAUCAUAUCGACCGCAGCUAGGUUUGUCAUUUCGUUUCCACCGGCGGUCUGACAACAUUUCUGGAAUUAAGAUUAAACGUUUGAUUGAAAAGUAUCAAGAGGCACAUUGAAAGAAGACUGCAGUCCUUUCCGUGAAUGAUCUACUGGUCAGGAAUGGAUAUAAAUCAAUUAAAAUCCGAGCGAGAAAAUUCCCGAAAACGCAUUGACGACAAAUUUCAGGAGAUUGAAAAUGCAACAAAUAUUACUUCAAAAUCCAAAGAAUUUCAGGUCUUAAAGAAAUGUAUAGGCGAUAUGAAAUUGUGCAAUAGCAAGAUAAAAGAAAAACUGAACGUCGCUUUAGAAGACACAAAUAGAGCCGAGGAAACUGUAAGGAUCUUCGAAGAAACGUUGUUCCUAAUUCAGCGAGGAAAGGAGGCUUCAAACAUUGUAGAGACAGGAUCGUCAGUGGAUGAUAUACGCAAGAAACACAAAAUGGCAAGCACUGCACAUGCGGCAUCUUCAAAGAAUGAAAUACCUCAACAUGAACCUGAACUAAACUUAUAUUUCAUGAACGCAGAUGGUCCAAAUAAUUCUGGAAUAAAAAGCAGGUUAGAACGGAAAAAAGCCAUUUACUCUCUUAUUACACAACAUAACCCAGAUAUCGUAUGCUUUCAAGAAUUUUUCGGAGACGAUAUUAGAGGUUUGAAUUGGAAAGAUGAAACAUCUGGGGAUGUCUUUUCUAUCCCAGAAAAUUACAAAUACUUGGGACAUCGUACAGGUAUGAUAAUAAACACUAAUAAUAUUGAUUACUCCGAACGUUUUGAUUCUGAAGUUCAAGUGUCAAUUGUUACCAAUCUAGAAAAGACGGAAAAAAUAAAGCGUAUAAAUCUUUGUUUGGACCGCAUGUGCGUCCAACGUUUGACAGUAAAAAAAACGGAACAUCGAAAGGAUUUCAUAUGCAUAUCUUGGCAUGGUCCCACUAAACAUCAUGGUACAGAUAAAGGCUUAUCAGAGAUAAAAAAGGAGACAUAUUUAAGAAAUGGAUGUUAUUUCUCUCGGAAUUAAAGAAAAAAUAUGAUUUGCCGAUCGUCGCGGCUGGAGACUACAAUGUUAUUCCAAAAGACGUUACAAAAUAUGUCAAAGUACCAUUUAGAAUUGGACAAUACCAGCCAUCAGAGCGCAGAAAAGAUAAAGUCAGAGACUUUUCGAUUAGUUACAACAUGUUGCCUAAAGAGAAAGAUUUUAGUUUUAUCAAACUAGAAAAGGAACAGGAGACAGUAUUAGACCAUGAUCCAGUCGGUGGAACGUUUUAUUUCACAGACACAAAUGAAGAAAUUGUGGAGAAGAGUCCAGAGGUUACGUAUGAAAUUUUGGAGGAAACAACGAAAAGUGGUUACAAGAAACUCGGCGCUUCAGAUGGAAAUAUCUUCAUAGCUCAGAGUGGAGACGGACUGAAUAAACCUAAACAUUGGGUUUGCUCUUGGCGUUGUCCUGCGACAGUGAAUGAAGAAAAUGGGAGGUAUAAUGCUGGAAGAAAGGAUCAUCGUCACCUACCAGAUGAAAAAUGGACACAGGUGUUCCAAGACGCGAGUGACGAAGACUCUGAUAGUAAGGAGGUAUUUGAGGACGAUGAUGAAGAUAGCGACGAGGAUGAUACAGAUGACAGUGAUGAAGAGAAUCAUGACGAUGGUGAUGAAAAGGGUUCUGUAAAAGCUGGCCAGGCCAAAUCAGGCACAGUACGUGGAGCAUCUUCGUCUUCAAGUUCUAAAGGCGAGACACCGACACAAUCUAAAAGCAACAAACCAAAGGAAACCAAGAACUUGUCAAAAGCUAAAGGCAAGAAACCGUCUGUAGAGUCAUCAGCGUCCGAAAACAACGGAUCUACAAGUAAUAGUGAUUCGUCAGGAUGAUUCAGUUCUGCACACGAAAUCGAAAUAGACUACAGUUUAUGGUAGCGAAGUAUUCCCGAGGACAUUUGCAACCUACAAAAACACUUCGCUAAAAAAAAAAACAAAAAAAAAAACAUUGAUUUUGAGUGUGUUCUGAAACUGAAACUUUUGAUUCAGAAAAUUCUGGAACUCAGAAACAGUGGAUUCAGUGAUGUUUUAUUUUCUAAUUCUUUGGGAUAAUGGAGUUCAUUCAAUAUAUAUAUAUAUCCGCUUAAGCCGGUGCUAGGCGGCGUGAGGCCUAUCGCACUUUGUAUUACCUGUCAUGAACAGACUCGGUCAAACUGUCUACGCUAUAAGUUUGCUUGGUUGUAUUCUACGAUUCCAAAGGAUAUUUAUGUAGAUUUAUUGAUAUAAUCGCUUGAUAUAAUCAUUGUCACUUUAAUGCUAUCUUAAAUGUGUACAAUGUUGUGUAUUUGUAUCAAUUUUUAAAGUUUCACUUGCAAGUUUUUAUUUGUCAUACUGUCUUCUAUCAAUAUUUGAAAGAUUUGCGUAUCUAUAUUUAGUACUAUUGCUUAUUAAUGCACUUUGUACCUUUUAUUUAUUUGUUUUGAUUUUGUAUAUUUGAGCAUGAAUUUUAGAAAUAGAUACAUUUUUAGAUUUCAACAAUCAGAGUAUAUGUGGUAUACAAGUUGUUUAUAUAUUGUUUUUAUGCAUGUUUAUUAUCCUAAGUGUUUAAUUCCUCUCAUAUAUACACUGAAGACUACUUAGCAUAGUUUUCGAUAUGAUUUAUUUUAUUUAUCUACGCUCAUAGACUUUUAUAAUAGGUCACUGUUGUGACUGCGAUAACUUGGGUAAUAUUUUAAUUACACGACUGAAAUUUUCUCGAUCACCUUUGUUACCAUGUGCUAUUUAUUCGUGAGGGUAAUUUUCAAUUAAAAUGACUUAAAUCAAGCAUGCGUUGCACACUUUAUUGUUUUUAUUCGGCGUAGUCUUAACAAAACAUAUGAAAAUCAUAGGUGACCGAUUAUAAAUGUUUUUGAGUAUAUUUAUCAUACUUGUUCAAUUUUCUCUGUAUAGAUUUGCAUUGUCACACAAGUCUAUAUAUUAUACCAGUAUACAGACCUAUUGUUAUAAAUUUACAUACAUAUCUUCAAAAUUAAAUAAUGUAUAAUUUUGCAAAUAUUUCAAACCAUAAAUAUACAGGUAAGGUGUAUGAAAACUGCUGGAAUUUCAUUUAUCACCAAAGUGGAUGGAGGACCUAUGAUGUUUUAAACAGAUAUCUAGUUUUAGCUACUCCCCUUUGUAACAGAAACACACAAUUGACAUGUCAGAUUGUGGAUAUAGAAUCAUGCUGCUAUUGCUAUUAACUUAUACCAUUAUUCAGUAUAUAUUACUUACAAAUCAAUGAAAAUACAUCGUAUGGCUUAACUAUACCUUAAGUAAUCAUAUGGAGAUCAAAAUAUAAAUAUAGAAAAUGUGAAACAGGGUGCUAAGUAAAUCUGAUCAUUGUAUAAUGCUUUAUGAUACAAAAGCAAAUUCGCCCACAUUGGCAAAUCUGAUGAAUUUCCUUGUUUGGCACUUGAUUCUGGACUAUGUAGUCACUGCAUUUUAUGAUUUGUUUGUGUAAAUUUAGCAGGCAGAAUUGAAAAUGGAAGUAUGAAUUUUGCAGUUCAUUUGUUUGUUAAUAUUGUGAAUUUCUGCGCCUGGUCAUUUUGUGAAAGAUAGGAAAAUUGUGAAAAAAUUAUGUACAUUUUUCUACAAAAUUGUGAAAUAUAAAGGACUUAAUUAGUACCUCGCGGAUAUAAACUUAUUUUCUAGAAACGCCUUCGAUUCAUAAUCAGGGAUUUGCUCUGGAUUGUUUAUGAUUUUAUUACUUGAUAUAAGAAAGUGUGAGCCUCAAUUAUUAUUUUAAUUUAAUACCGAAAUUAAUACCUCCGGUAACCCGUUACAUCUACAUAGGCUUUUCAAUUUUAAAUGGAAGAAAAGCUAAAAAAUAACUAUUGAUAAUGGUACUCUUUAGAAAUAUAUAUUUUUUUAGUUAAUUCAUUAAGAAAGACAAGAGAAGAAAUUUAUUAUUCUACAUUAUACACUGUAACAGUUCAUAUUAUAUUUGUAUUUUUGAAAAAUAUUAUAUGUAUUAAUUUGUUGAUACUUAUAAUAGAACAUGAAAUAAAUAUUGUAAGUUUUAGAAAAAAUAUCGUGUGCUUUUCCAUUUAACUU
This is a messenger RNA of Mercenaria mercenaria, 4120 nucleotides long. RefSeq lists its product as uncharacterized. The coding region runs from base 1055 to 1921 and encodes 288 amino acids. The record is from RefSeq and is a predicted model, not a curated record. The transcript is spliced from 8 exons. Lineage: Eukaryota; Metazoa; Mollusca; Bivalvia; Venerida; Veneridae.